Molecule: messenger RNA, 282 nt
Organism: Microthlaspi erraticum
Lineage: Eukaryota; Viridiplantae; Streptophyta; Magnoliopsida; Brassicales; Brassicaceae
Source: the annotation of a GenBank genome assembly
AUGGCAUCCAAUGCUCCCUCCGCUGAUCCCUUCGCCGCUUCCUCUGCCGCUGUCGCCUCACCUGCAUCCAAUGCUUUCUCCACUGCUGUUGCCACACCGACUUUCAAGAUUCUCGAGCAAAUUGAGGGUCAAUUUUGCAAUGACCCGGUAUUGGUGCGGCUCAUUCAUUUUUGGGAAGCUCGCAACUUUAAGAAAGGGAACAUCCUCAUGGGUUUUGAACUUCUCCUCCUUGACCCAGAGGUAAUAUGCGCCCCUUCCAUUUUCAAAUACACUGUGGUAUAG